Messenger RNA from Coniosporium apollinis CBS 100218, 1176 nucleotides. RefSeq lists its product as uncharacterized. Gene Ontology annotation, biological process: protein targeting to membrane; peptidyl-L-cysteine S-palmitoylation. Gene Ontology annotation, molecular function: protein-cysteine S-palmitoyltransferase activity. Bases 1 to 1176 code for a protein of 391 amino acids. Gene Ontology annotation, cellular component: Golgi apparatus; endoplasmic reticulum. NCBI's taxonomy places the organism in Eukaryota, Fungi, Ascomycota, Dothideomycetes. The transcript has 2 exons. The record is from RefSeq and is a predicted model, not a curated record.
AUGGCGAGGUUCUCAGCACGAAACGCUGACUCCAACAUAGUCGACUACCUCCUCAACCCUUCCCCAGACCUUCAGCUCACAGCCGCAUACCCCGUAAACCCUCGACGCAGCACAGCUAUCGCCAUCAUAGUCAUCUACUGCAUCCUCCUCGCGCUCAUGGCAAUACCCUAUUUCCGAACCUUCCUCGUCAUCCAAACAAACCCCGGCUACAUCCGCAAAGGCCCCCACGCCCAACACGUCGCAUCCCCGAGCCAUUCAAGCACAGAAAAGCAGACCUUUCAGCGCUCCUGCGCCCCUACCACCAUCGAAGAACGCCCCCCCAAAUCCCCCUCCCGCACCCGCACCCGCACCCGCAGCCGCAGCCACAGCGCCCCCCGCCUUGACCUCGACCGCAAAGCCAUCUUCGACGGCACCGUCGCCGCGCCGCCCGGCCUCGAGCGCUUCUACACCAAAGACGCCUUCGUAUGCGAUAUGAGCGGCCUCCCCAUCUUCUGUCCGAAGUGCGAUAACUGGAAGCGGGAUCGGACGCAUCAUUGCAGCGAGGUGGGGCGCUGUGUGAGACGUAUGGACCAUUUUUGCCCGUGGAUCGGGGGCAUUGUGUCUGAGACGAAUCUGAAGCCCUUCUUGCAGUUUGUGAUUUAUGCCGCGCUGUAUACGCUAUUUUUGUUGGUGGUGCUGGCGGUGUUUGUGGCGGAGCAGGUUAGGAUUGGGUUGGGGAGGGAUGCGUGGUUUAUUGGGAUACUAGUUACUUCCGCGACGUUCUUCUUCUUCGCCGCCGGCAUGUCCGGCAGCGUCAUCCAGAUGUCCCUCGGCAACUACACCACAGUCGAGAACCUGUUCAAAGGCAACAAGACCUACUUCAUCGCUGUCUACACGGGGCCACAAACCCCGCAAACCGCUCUGCAAAGACCACUAUACCCGACUGUCACCUAUCCGCUCCGCCCAACCUCUGGCGCCGAUAUCCGCCAGUUCGCCAUACUGCAGACCAAGCCGGGCGAGAACCCCUGGGAUCUCGGUGCAACGGCGAAUUGGCAGGAACUCAUGGGCUAUAGUUUGCUCGAGUGGCUGUUACCGAUCAAAUACAGCCCCUUUUGCAAGCAUGGCGCGCGUUACGAAUAUCCGUUUGGACCUGUGCUGGAUCGCAUGAAGCGUGAGGCCGGGCUGAGCAGCGGAUGA